Molecule: messenger RNA, 1110 nt
Organism: Cladocopium goreaui
Lineage: Eukaryota; Dinophyceae; Suessiales; Symbiodiniaceae
Source: the annotation of a GenBank genome assembly
AUGAGCUCAAUUGAGUUGGCGGGCUUGAGCCGCAGGAUCCGCUCCGUGAGGAGAAGUUUGAGAAGACAGCUGGAUGAGUCGCAAGGCUCAUGGAGCGGCCUCUCUGCUUCAUGCGUGAGACAGGCGCUCCUGGUCUACCUUUGGAGCCAAGCAAAGACGUCGCAUCAUGCUUUGGACGCCGCGGCUACCUACCUCGCUCGCGCUGCUCCUCUGGUGAUUGUGCAGGUGGCCGUGUCGGCGAAGGAUGCCUUCGAUGCUUUGUUUGCCGCUACUUCGGCAGCGUUGAUGGCUCGGUUGAGCACAGACCCACCUGCAUCGGAGCUGUACCGGGCUUGUGAUUUCAUUAUACAAUACCUGCUUCAUGAUUGGGUCAGGUCUCAAAAUGUCGAGUAUGGAGUGGCCCCCACAAGGCAGCAGUUAGUAAGACAGGCUUUGCUCUUUGUUCCGGACGGCCUUCCAGAGGCUGUAGAGAACCGCCUGUGUUUGCCUUUCUAUGGUGGCCCUCCAUCCCAACGGGCAUAUUUGAGACGUUUUCGGAAAGCUUGGAACGGGCGCAUAGGCACCUUACCUGUCACAGCUUCUUUGCCAAUCCAUGUGUUGCAGGAGAAGGUUAUCAUUGCCAACAAGACCCAGUUUCCCAUCAAAUUUAUGAAGUCAUUGGCCAAAACAUUGGGGUUGCAGGUCCUAGUGGUGCCGGCUGGUGCUACCGGUACACUUCAACCGCUUGAUGCAUAUAUUUUUCGCACCCUACGCUGUGAGAUCCGGCGGCAGUGGACGCAGACAAAGAGCGAAGCUGCUGAAGGUGUUGUUUCCCGAGAAGCAUGGCUACGUGUGAUGGCCACUGCAGUGGAGACAGUGCUUUCGCAUCGAGAUUGGCAGCGGGCUUUUGAAGGAACUGGAGUGACCAAGCAGCAGAAUUGCAUAUCGUCGCAUGCAUUGAAAGCCUUGCAAUGGGAUGAGUGUCCAAAGAUUCCAGCUGGGCGCCCUAGUGUGGGGCAAGCAUCGUGUAUCUUCCCAAGCCGCGGUGCUGGAAGUGGCAACAUUGAAGCAUGGGUGAAAGAGUGCGCUGGUGAUGACAGCUUAAUUCCAUACAUCCGAACCUUGAACUGA